AUGUGUAUAAUCAGACUGAAGGGAAGAUUUAGAAAUGUAACGUUGGUCUCUGUCUAUGCCCCUACAGAAGAUGCUGAUGAGCAGGUAAAAGAAGAUUUCUACGACAUGUUAACAAGUAAAUUAGAACGGAUUAGCCAACACGAUAUGGUACUGGUCUUGGGGGAUCUGAAUGCUCAAGUAGGGAGAGAAAGUGCCCUUAGGUCAGUGGCUGGAAAAUAUUCACUCCAUGAAGAAUCCAAUAGUAAUGGGUUUCUAGUUGCGCAGUUUGCAGAGAGCAACAGAUUGAUUAUCAGGAGUACCUGCUUUCCUCAUAAAAGGAUACACCUGGGAACAUGGAAAGCACCAGGCACCGAAAUUGUGAAUCAGAUUGAUCAUGUUUUAGUAUCUGCAAGGCAUGCCUCGGGUGUAUUGGAUGUGCGUACAAUGAGAGGACCAAACUGCGACUCUGACCACUUCAUGGUUAGAGCGUUAAUACGAUUUAGACUGGCCAAUAUACGCAAGGAGAAUGGGGUGAAAAGGUGCAAGUGGGAUGUCAGUAAGUUGAGGAUGGAUAGAGAGAGACAGAUAUUUCAAAAUGAUAUAGAUAGGAAGUUUGGACAGAGCGAAAUGGAAGAAGCGGAUGUGAAUGUUCAGUGGAAGAGGAUACAGAGCAUUUUAGAGAGAUCUGCCAAAGAGACCAUAGGGGUAGAAAAAAUGGCAAGAAAUCAGGAAUGGUUCGAUAGGGAGUGUGAAGAAGCAAUUAGGGAAAGGAACGAUGCUAGAAAUAAGAUGUUGCAAAGAGAUACAAGAGGAGCUAGAGCAAACUACAAUUUAUUAAGAAGGAGAGCAAAAUCAAUUCUAAGGUCGAAAAAGAGAGAAGCAAUCAAGCAAAAGAUUCUACACCUACAAACAUUGAGUGAAACCAACCAGAGUAAAAAAUUGUACAAAGAAGUGAACUGGUUCAGAAAAGGGUUCCAGGCAAGGUUGAACGGCUGUAAAGACAAAAAUGGGCAUGUGGUUAGUAAUGAGAUGGUCUUAAAUAGGUGGACCGAGCAUUUCGAGGAGGUGUUGAAUGAGAGAGAAGAAGAUGGACAGCCAAGCCGUCGUUUUGAAAUGCCACACAAUGUUGACAGGGAAGAUGAAGAAACUGCAGAACCUACCAUUCAAGAACUAGAGAGAGCAAUAGCAGCUCUAAAGAACAAUAAAGCUCCUGGUGAGGAUGGCAUUCUCAGUGAGAUGAUAAAGAGUGGAGGAGAUAGAUUGAAAAAGGAGCUGUAUGUAUUAAUUUUGAUGGUAUGGAGAGAUGAGAAAAUGCCCGAUGAUUGGAAGACAAGCAUGAUCUGCCCAAUCUUUAAAAAAGGGGAUAAAAUGGUUUGUGAAAAUUAUAGAGGAAUCUCUUUGCUUAGCAUUGCUUAUAAAGCCUUCACAAAUAUCCUACUUCAACGGCUCACUCCUUUUGCAGAGGCAGUGCUUGGCGACUACCAAGGAGGAUUUAGAAAAGGCAGGAGCACAGUGGACCAGAUCUUCACAUUGAGACAGGCAAUGGAAAAGUGUAUAGAGCACGAUAUAAGUCUCCACAUGCUGUUUGUAGACUACAAGAGAGCGUUCGACAGUUUAUACAGGAGAAAGCUACUUGAAGCACUGGAUAAGAAUAACUUACCUUCAAAAUUAAUAAGGCUAGUGGCUGCUACCCUAAAUGAGACCUUCUCCAGAGCUUUUCUCACAUGUCGACAAAUAAGAGAAACAGUUUUGAAGCAAGGGCAACAUGACUUUGUAUGGAAUGUGGUUGAUGGUGGCAACGCACCAGAUUAG
This is a messenger RNA of Nilaparvata lugens (brown planthopper), 1791 nucleotides long. RefSeq lists its product as uncharacterized. The record is from RefSeq and is a predicted model, not a curated record. Lineage: Eukaryota; Metazoa; Arthropoda; Insecta; Hemiptera; Delphacidae. Bases 1 to 1791 code for a protein of 596 amino acids. The transcript is spliced from 2 exons.